Messenger RNA from Engraulis encrasicolus (European anchovy), 1035 nucleotides. RefSeq names its product zinc finger protein 862-like. The transcript has 4 exons. The record is from RefSeq and is a predicted model, not a curated record. The coding region runs from base 142 to 990 and encodes 282 amino acids. Gene Ontology annotation, molecular function: protein dimerization activity. Lineage: Eukaryota; Metazoa; Chordata; Actinopteri; Clupeiformes; Engraulidae.
UACACUUUUUAUGCUGUAAACCUAAUGCAUGUAUUUUUGUAGUGUCAACAGGACACCACCCUCAAUGAUGGCCAGAAGGCAAGGGCGAGAGGAUUUCUAAGAAUUGCCACGGAUGGCGGAAUCCUCAAGUUCUGCUGCUUUAUGUCAGAUGUUCUUCACCAGCUUGGCAGUCUGUCCAAAACCCUGCAAAGAUCUGGGUUAGUCCUAUCUGAGACCCACAGCUGCAUGUCGUCCACCCUGGCAGUUUUGGAGAAGUACAAAUCAAGACCUGGACCUAAGCUUCGAGCUGUUCUGGAAGAAGACGCCUAUGAGGGAAUAAUCUUAACCGCUACAAAUCACGACUACCAUGCCAAUACCAGGGGUGCACUUCUGGACGCACUGACCCAUUGCAUCACAGCCCGUUUUAGCGGCAUGAGCAGUACUCUCCUGAGAGCCAUGCGACUGCUGGAUUUCCAAUAUUGGCCAGAGUCUGACCCAACUGCCGAUUUUGGGGAUGAAGAGUUGGAGUGUUUGGUGGGCCAUUUCCGACCUCUUAUAGAGUCUGCUGGAGUCAACGCCUCACUCAUCCUGGACCAGUGGACUGCCUUGAAGUGUCAGCUAUACAAAGAAAUCUUUGAGAGGACCUGGCCAUCAAUCAACAGAAGGUGUCGACACAAUUUUCCGGACGUCCUGGAUGUCUUUGACUGCAUUCUGUCCAUUCCAGCCACAACAGCAGACUGCGAUCGUGCAUUUAGCAUAAUGAAGCAGCUCAAAUCUGACUGGCGCUCCAGCCUCAAAACUGAGAGACUGAAUGACCUUCUGAAGGUGCAGCUCAGCUCACCUGAUAUUAAGGACUUUGACCCUUGCUCAGCAAUUGAAAUCUGGCAUGCAGACUGUGUGCGGUCACGAAGACCUGACUUUGUACGUCAGGAAAAAAAUGUGGGUCUUGAACGUGGCACUGAAUCAGAUAGUUCGUCUGAAUCUGACUGUAAAAGUGAUGAAAUGGAAUAAAACUGAACAGUGAAUAGUGCGAAGCAUAAUAUGUACAUUGUGUAU